Gekko japonicus is the source of this 3634-nucleotide messenger RNA. It is a transcript of the gene PHLPP1, whose product is annotated as PH domain and leucine rich repeat protein phosphatase 1. The transcript is spliced from 14 exons. The record is from RefSeq and is a predicted model, not a curated record. The annotation marks the transcript as partial. Gene Ontology annotation, molecular function: protein binding. NCBI's taxonomy places the organism in Eukaryota, Metazoa, Chordata, Lepidosauria, Squamata, Gekkonidae.
AUUGCGUCACAGCGAAUAAGCUCAGUGGAUCUCUCGUGCUGCAGCCUGGAGGAUCUGCCGGCCAACCUGUUCUAUAGCCAGGACCUCACUCAUCUCAAUUUGAAGCAGAACUUCCUGAGGUCGAGCCCUAGUUCAUCAAAAAUCAAAGGACUUAAUGAACUGCAAAGGUUCAGCAAGCUGAAGAGCCUUAACCUUUCCAACAAUCACUUAGGAGACUUUCCUUUGGCAGUGUGCAACAUUCCAACCCUGUCUGAGCUCAACGUCUCCUGCAACGCACUCCGAAGUAUUCCAGCAGCCGUCGGUGAUAUGAACAAUUUACAGACCUUCUUGCUGGAUGGCAACUUCCUCCAGAGCCUUCCUGCGGAGUUGGAAAGGAUGCACCAGCUUAGCUACCUGGGUCUUUCUUUCAACGAAUUCUCUAACAUUCCAGAAGUCAUUGAGAAGCUGUCGGCCAUGGAGAAGCUCUGCAUGUCUGGAAACUGCAUGGAGGCACUCAGUUUGGAGACGCUAAGGAGAAUGCCACACAUUAAACACAUAGAUUUAAGGCUAAAUGCAAUCAGAAGGUUGGUGUCAGAUAAUUCUGACUUCCUGCAUCACGUGACCCAGCUUGACCUUCGGGACAAUAAACUGGGCAGUCUUGACGCCACCAUCUUCAAUAACGUUGAAAUACUGCACUGUGAAAGAAACCAGCUGGUAACCCUCAAAAUCAGUGGAUACUUGCUGAAAGCUCUCUACGCCACUUCAAAUGGUCUGUGGUGCAUGAAUCUUCUCCCCUCCCCCUCGAGGAUUGUGUUUCUAUCACUCUGCAGAAACCACCUUGAGAGUCUUCCUGAAUGGGUUUGCGAUAGUCGGAAGCUAGAAGUCCUUGAUAUGGGCCACAAUCAGAUUCGUGAGCUGCCUGCCCGGUUAUUUUGCAAUAUCAGCUUGCGGAAGUUGCUUGCAGGACAUAAUCAAUUAGCAAGACUGCCAGAAAGGAUCGAGCGGACGCACGUGGAGGUCCUCGAUGUGCAACACAACCUGCUAACGGAGCUGCCAUCCAACCUUCUGCUGAAAGCUGACAGCUUGAGGUACCUGAAUGCUUCUGCCAACAAAUUGGAAAUGCUCCCUCCGGCCACUCUUUCAGAUGAGACCCGCAGCAUUUUGCAAGAACUGUAUUUGACCAACAAUCACCUCACAGAUAAAUGCGUGCCCUUGUUAACGGGACACCCCCAUCUAAAGAUCUUGCAUAUGGCCUACAAUCGCCUCCAGAGCUUUCCUGCAAGUAAAAUGGCCAAACUUGAAGAACUGGAAGAAAUUGACGUGAGCGGAAAUAAACUGAAAUCCAUUCCCACCACCAUCAUGAACUGCCGACGCAUGCAUACUGUGAUUGCGCACUCCAAUUGUAUCGAAGUCUUUCCGGAAGUCAUGCAACUCGCUGAAAUCAAGUGCGUGGAUCUGAGCUGCAACGAGCUGACUGAAGUCACGUUACCCGAAAACUUGCCUCCAAAGCUGCAGGAACUAGACCUGACUGGAAACCCCAGACUCGUCCUGGAUCACAAGACCCUGGAGCUAUUGAACAACAUCCGUUGUUUCAAGAUCGACCAGCCAUCAGCCGGGGACGCAUCUGGAGCGCCAGCCGUGUGGAGCCACGGGUUCACCGAAGCGUCAGGGGUGAAGAACAAGCUCUGCGUGGCCGCCCUUUCCGCCAACAACUUCUGCGAGAACAGGGAGGCCCUCUACGGAGUCUUUGACGGAGACCGUAACGUGGAAGUCCCUUACCUGCUCCAGUGUACCAUGAGUGACAUCUUGGCGGAGGAGCUGCAGAAAACAAAGAACGAAGAGGAGUACAUGAUCAACACGUUCAUCGUCAUGCAGAGGAAACUUGGAACUGCCGGACAGAAGCUUGGCGGCUCCGCUGUCCUUUGCCACAUAAAGCACGAUCCGAUAGACCCCGGUGGAUGCUUCACCUUGACCUCCGCAAACGUGGGGAGAUGCCAGUCUGUUCUCUGCAGGAACGGGAAACCUCUGCCUUUGUCCAGGUCUUACACGAUGAACUGUGAAGAGGAGCUAAAGAGGAUCAAACAGCAUAAGGCCAUUAUCACAGAGGACGGCAAAGUGAACGGCGUGACAGACUCCACCAGGAUUCUGGGAUACACCUUCCUCCACCCGAGCGUGAUCCCUCGCCCUCACGUGCAGUCCAUCACGUUGACUCCUCAGGACGAGUUCUUCAUCCUGGGGAGCAAAGGCCUGUGGGACAGCCUCUCCAUCGACGAGGCCGUGGAAGCCGUCCGGAACGUGCCCGAGGCUCUGGGGGCGGCGAAGAAACUCUGCACGCUGGCUCAGAGCUACGGCUGCAACGAUAGCCUCAGCGCCGUGGUGGUCCAGCUCAACGUCACCGAGGACAGCUUCUGCUGCUGUGAGCUCAACGGGGUUCCUCCCCCCAGUCCGGGUAUCUUCCCCCAGUCGGUCAAUGUCGUCAUUAAAGACAAGCCUCCCGAUGCUUUGGGGAUGCCGUCCUCGAGUAGCGGGAUGGCCUCCGAGAUCAGCAGCGAGAUCUCGACCUCUGAAAUGAGCAGCGAGGUGGGGUCCACGGCGUCCGACGAGCCCCCUCCGGUAACCUUGAACGAAAACAGCCCGGCCUUCCCUAGCGAACAGCGCUGCAUGCUCCACCCGGUCUGCCUCUCAAACUCUUUCCAAAGGCAGCUGUCCAGCGCGACCUUUUCCAGCGCUUUCUCGGACAACGGCCUCGACAGCGACGACGAGGAGCCGAUCGAGGGUGUCUUCUCCAACGGCAGCCGCGUGGAAGUGGAGGUGGACAUCCACUGCGGCCGGGCCAAGGAGAAGCUGCUGCUGCUGCAGGUGCCCGCGGAGGCCAGCGACGAGGGCAUCGUCAUCAGCGCCAACGAAGACGAGACGUGCCUCCUGAGGAGGGCCGACCUGGCUGCCAUGGGGACCAUGGGGCGCCGCCGAGGCAACGGCUCUGUGGCUCCUCAGGAGAGGAGCCACAACCUCAUCGAAGUCGCCGCCGAUGCGCCCCUCAGGAAAACGGGGGGUUACUUUGCCGCCCCAGCUCAGCCUGAUCCGGACGAUCAGUUUAUCAUCCCUCCUGAGCUCGAGGAGGAGGUGAAGGAGAUAAUGAAACAACACCAUGAGCAACAACAGCAGCAACAACAGCAGCAACAACAGCAGCAACAGCAGCAGCAGCAUCAACAGCAGCAUCAACAGCGGCAAUACCACAUCGACCAGCUGCCAGAUUAUUACGACACCCCACUAUGACACAGCUUGCUGAAGUGAGUUCAGGAGACAUUGUAAGCGGGAGCCUCCUAGGUUCACCUUACGCUCGCCGGGUGCGGGAGGAAGGAAUGUUGCCCCCCACCGCCUCCUCCUGGCCACGCGCCCCCCCCCUCUACUGAGAACUGCAGCUGCUUCUUCUUCUGUUGGCUCUAAUAAUCACCGAUUCUCUUUCUAGUGAUAACUCCACCAGUUAGAAUUAAACUAGUCUAACUCUUUUCCCCUCCCCCCACCCUUUAACAUAUCAAAUGUUUUAAAAAGAAAAACGGAGGGGGGGGUGGAAAUUAAGAAGUACAAAAGGUUUAAUAUAUUGCAGAGAGAAACGGAUGACGACACUGAUGUAAUAUUUUUUAAAAUCGUUUCU